AUGGCCGCGCUCGGUGUUUGGGGCUCCAGGCUCCUCCUUCUUGGGGUCCCCAGACACUUCCACAGCAGCCCGGGGAAGUCCUCCAGCAGGGUGGCCGUGGUUCUGUCCGGGUGCGGAGUGUACGAUGGAACCGAGAUCCACGAGGCCUCCGCUAUUCUUGUCCAUCUGAGCCGCGCGGGGGCCGAGGUGAAGAUGUUUGCUCCGGAUAUCCCUCAGAUGCACGUCAUCGAUCACAGCAAGGGAGAGCCGAGCCAGGAGAGCAGGAACGUGUUGGUGGAGUCGGCCCGCCUGGCUCGCGGUGACAUCGCGGCAUUGUCUAAGCUGAGCGCUGAGGAUCACGACGCCGUCAUAUUCCCCGGAGGCUUCGGAGCAGCCAAGAACCUCUCCUCCUUUGCGGUGGACGGGGAGUCGUGCAGCGUGCACAGCGAGGUGGAGCGCGUUCUCCAGGACUUCAGGAAAGCAGAGAAGCCAAUCGGGCUGUGCUGUAUCGCUCCGGUCCUCGCGGUGAAGGUGAUCCCCGGGGUGGAGGUGACGGUGGGACAGGAGGAAGAUCGCGGAGGAAAAUGGCCGCAUUGUGGAACCUCCAAAGCCAUCCAAGCCAUGGGAGGAAAGCACCGCGCCAGGGAGGUGCACAUAUCCUUCUGUGAUUGGGCCCCAUCCAGGGGGAGGGGGAGGUUCCCAGAGCUCAGGGAAAGGGCCAAUAUAUAUAAUGUGUCUCAGAGAUCAGGACACACG
This is a messenger RNA of Nanorana parkeri, 735 nucleotides long. RefSeq names its product ES1 protein homolog, mitochondrial-like. The record is from RefSeq and is a predicted model, not a curated record. Gene Ontology annotation, cellular component: mitochondrion. The transcript is spliced from 6 exons. The annotation marks the transcript as partial. Lineage: Eukaryota; Metazoa; Chordata; Amphibia; Anura; Dicroglossidae.